Molecule: messenger RNA, 1328 nt
Organism: Bemisia tabaci
Lineage: Eukaryota; Metazoa; Arthropoda; Insecta; Hemiptera; Aleyrodidae
Source: RefSeq, a predicted model, not a curated record
AAAUCUCAACAAGCCGUAAAUACAUUACUCUAGUUCGACGGCCCCUUAGCCAUAGAGGCUUCGUGCCUUAUACAUUUAUUUCCAAUGAAGCAAUCACACACAAGUAUGAGCACUCUCACAGCCGUGCCGCACGCACGCGCGCGCUCACAAAAAUUUCCGGCAACAAUGACAUAUUGAUGGAUUAACGUGCCCGGAGCGUAUCAGAUUACUUUGAUAACUUCAAACUAAACCUUUGCCUAACCUAAUUUUUUCCCUGCCUGUCUUAACCCGUGUACCAAAAGCAUGACUGCUGCUUUGGUGUGCUCUAUCUUGAUGAUUUAUACAUCUAUCGAGGUCUUCACCAUUCCUGCUCCGCCGAGCCAAAGUUACGAUGCGUUGCUAGAUGAAGUCAUAGCUGCGGAAAACGACAGAAGGACCGCAAUGAAAAAAGCAGAGAAGGAGGCUGAGAACAAAAAAAGUGAUGCAAUGGGCAAAUUUCUGGAGACAGUGAAAAAGGUGGAUGAGGCGCUCGUAAACAUGCGACUUUACUUCGACGCUGGUAAGACUGUGUUCGACGUCAACGAAGGGAAAUUGAACGCACAACAAGCAGAUGUAGAUGCGUCAACACCUGUCCCGCAGAGCGAAAGUUACGACGAGUUACUACAUGAGCUCACAGAGGCGGAGAUCAACAGAAGGGCCGUUAUCGUAAAAGUGGCAGAUGAGGCAGAGAGAAAGAAAAGUAGUGCAAUGAACAAAUUUAUGCAGACUGUGGCAGAGGCAGAUGAAGCGCUCGUUAACAUACGACUUUACUUCGAUGCUGGUAAGAACAUGUUCGACAUAAACAAAGGCAACUCCAGCAUCCAGAAAGCAGAUGUAGCUGCGAAAACGUACCUCCUAAAAGUUGAGAAUUACCUCCCCGAUCAAAUUAUUAGGUUGUCCGUGAGCCUUAAAACUUUAGAGGCGCUCAUGAAUGAUCUAUGUGAAGAUGAGUGUAGCAUACCACUGCAACUAAUCAACGCUUUUCGGAAGAGUGAAAAUGUACUAGUUCAAAUCACAAGACAGUUUAGAAUUGAUGUGGCUGAAAUGAAGAAAGAGCCUUAAAAAAGAAAAGAGAGCGGAUGGAAGAAAUCGGUAAUAUAUGACUUUUUAUUUACGUCUUUGGAUAUUAUGAAGACUUUCAUAACUUCUACUGUCGAUUGGAAUUAAUUCAACGGAACCAGAAAUUAUAUAGAGAAAAAAAUUGUCCGUUGUUAUUUUGCUUUUAGAGACCUUUGAAUUUACAGUUUCGUUUUCAAUACUCACACUGUUCAAAAUUGCCUUUCAUUAAAAUAAUCAUUUUCAUUCCUCUA